AUACCGAAUGUCACAAUCCUGUUUAAAUAUUUUAUAUAGCUAAAAUUUUGCUAUUUUGCCUAUUGGCUAUAACAGCUACUUUACAGAUUUUCGGCGUCAAUGAAGUAUAGAUUUCUAAAAAUUUAACAAAGCUAUUCAGCUUUAUACUAGUUUUAGAAAGAUUUAUAAAUUGUAUAGUGAUGUUGUCGAAGUUUGCGCUGGUGAAUGCGCGGGGUUCGUGCCUAACGGGCACGCUGCAGCGGUUACGCGGCGGAGCAGCGCGCCCUCAGCCCGACCCGCUCAAGGUGCAGGUUCGCCGCUCGACCGGCCACAUCUUACCACCUUCGCAGUACGAUGCCCGAAUACCGGAUAAGAUGAAGUUCGGCACGCUCAUAAUCAACAAUUAUGAAAUUAUUCCGGUGUUUGUUGUAACAGCUUUCUCCUUAACCAUUCUGUUCUUUCAUAUUAUCUGGGCUUCGAAAAACAAGGUGGACGUCGUAUGGCAGGCGAAUAGCCGUGAUAACAUAUCUCGGACUAUGGACUUGGACUACCCGACAGUGCACAAAAUGUUCAUUAUCAAUCAGAUUUACGAGCCUUGGCCGGAAAUGAAGAUAGUCUUGAAGAAAAUGCAUGACGCUGCGCACCGCCAGCUGUCGCGGCAAGAACUUUGUAACUACAAAUAAGUCGCGCACGACGAUAGUUGUUAGGGAUUCCGAUGUUAGCUCUAGCAUGGUACCCACUCUUCGCUGAAGCGUAUGUAUAGACGGUUUGGACUUAAUAGAUCUUCAGUCUCGGUGACCAAUAAUAUUUGUUUACGCGGCGACUGAGAAACCGGUCGUUGAUGCCGAUAUGCUUAAGUAAACCUAACGUCUCUAUGACUUGCAAGUAUUACUUUCAGCAUUUGAUCGUACAAUUGGAGACGGCCAGUGAUGGCCAAAGCUGGCCGUUAAAACGUCUCGAUCUUGUUUACGUCAAAAAAUUUUGCACUUAUGUGCCGAAAUGUGGGCGUUGUAUGUUUUCUAUCAAAGUAUUAAUGUGAUGUAUUAGUCUGUCCUAGAGUUUAAUUUAUGUUUUUUAAUGUGCUCAAUUUUAAUGUCUUUUUAUCGUUAUUUGUAUUUAUUAUUUUUAGAUAUUGCACCAGUACUUUAGUAGAAAACAGCAGUGUUUGGAUACAUUCGGGCAAAAACGCUUACAUGAAAAGACGAUCGAGAUGAUCCUAUUGAAUAGUUGCAGAUUAUUGGAAAGUAACUAUAACGAAGAGCGAUAGGUGAAGUUUAUCUUCUACCCUCGUAGUUUUUUACGAACAGCGUUGUACUUGGUCGAUUUGUAAUAACAUGGUGGUCGAAUUUGACGUGCACCUAAUAGAAAUUGGGAAUAAAGGCAAAAUUUAUUUCAGAAUUAUCGUCAGCCAGCAAUAGUUUGGUUGACCGUACUUUUGGGAAUUUAGCAGUUCGGUAGACUAUAGAGGUGCUUUUUGUAUUAGUAUACAGGGAAAAAAUGGAUAAAUAUUUUACCAAAAGUUUGACUGUGUACUUUUUUGCAUUGUACGUUCACGUAUUUUUCAUCAUAUUUCUUUACGUUUUCUGUGACAUGAAAUUAACCAGAUUCCUUGAUAAUCUAUACUAUAGUACUGCCUGAUAUGAAAAUGGAGCUCUUGAGUUUAUAAUUCAAAGAAGUUGACAUUGGCAUCUUUGGCGAAAUAUUAUACUCUAAAUAAGAUAUUUAUGAAAUAACAUUUAUUUCGUAUAAAGUUGUGUACGUUAAAGUUGGCCAAACGUGUAUGUGAAAUGUGCUUGAAGUGCAAUCUCGCAUUGUCGUGGUGACUUUAGCUUCGUAGUGAGCUACGUUGCAGCGACUUCUGCUCUGAGGCGACUUUACCACUGGACGGUAGAGACCAGUCUGUCGCGUUCAACUUCGCGCAUUCUGCCGGCUAAUUAUGCAUUACGACAGUUACCACGAAUUGCAGCGACCGGAUACGUGUAAGUAGGCUAGACUUAAAAUGCAAUAGGUAAGUAGUGUUAUUUGCCGAUUCGCUUUGCGUUUUUGCGCAGCUUUCGCAGCGACCUG
Messenger RNA from Hyposmocoma kahamanoa, 2046 nucleotides. RefSeq lists its product as uncharacterized. NCBI's taxonomy places the organism in Eukaryota, Metazoa, Arthropoda, Insecta, Lepidoptera, Cosmopterigidae. Bases 180 to 662 code for a protein of 160 amino acids. The record is from RefSeq and is a predicted model, not a curated record. The transcript is spliced from 2 exons.